Molecule: messenger RNA, 150 nt
Organism: Helobdella robusta
Lineage: Eukaryota; Metazoa; Annelida; Clitellata; Rhynchobdellida; Glossiphoniidae
Exons: 1
Source: RefSeq, a predicted model, not a curated record
AACAUUUUUCCUCACGGCUCUGAGUCCUGGACAAUUUUUGAAGAAACCGAAAAAAAGAUUAACGCUGCUGAAAUGUGGUUUUCGAGAAGAAUUAUGAAAAUUAGUUUGACCUCUCAUACUUCGAAUGAGGAUGUUUUAAAACAGUUAUGA